This is a messenger RNA of Erythranthe guttata (spotted monkey flower), 609 nucleotides long. RefSeq names its product cytochrome c oxidase subunit 6b-2. NCBI's taxonomy places the organism in Eukaryota, Viridiplantae, Streptophyta, Magnoliopsida, Lamiales, Phrymaceae. Gene Ontology annotation, cellular component: respiratory chain complex IV; mitochondrion. The record is from RefSeq and is a predicted model, not a curated record.
AAUUCAAAAUUCUUAACUCUCUCUCUCAAUAAUCGCAUCUUCAAUGGCGGGCGAGGUUGAGCUAAAAACUGCGCCGGCUGAUUUCCGUUUUCCGACCACCAAUCAAACGCGGCAUUGUUUCACCCGCUACAUUGAGUUUCACCGGUGCGUGACUGCUAAGGGUGAAGAUUCUGGCGAUUGCGAUAAAUUCGCCAAGUACUAUCGAUCCCUUUGCCCAGGCGAAUGGGUUGAAAAGUGGAACGAGCAGAGGGAGAGUGGAAUAUUCCCUGGCCCUCUCUAAUUCUUAUUCCCUCCCGUUAAUUGAUGCUUUCUGAAAGGUCAUUGGUAAUAUACCUUGUUCUUCGUAUCGAAAUAGGUUUUGGUAUUUUCUUGGGAAUCAUUUUUUUUUGUUCGUUUGUUACUUGAUAUGCACAAAGUAACGAUUAUUUCUAUGCUACACCUGUUUUAUUUGUUCAAAUAUCGAAUGAGGGACUAAGUACUCCCAUUUCGAGUCCGAUUAGGUUGAUAUCAUUUUUACUAGAGUAUCGUGCUUGAGCUGUUGGAAUAUCCCGAAAAACAGAAUUUCGUUUUACUAGCAUAUAUUUUGCAGUAAAUAAAGGUUACUACACA